Messenger RNA from Saitoella complicata NRRL Y-17804, 1077 nucleotides. RefSeq lists its product as uncharacterized. Gene Ontology annotation, cellular component: catalytic step 2 spliceosome. The transcript is spliced from 2 exons. Bases 1 to 1065 code for a protein of 354 amino acids. The record is from RefSeq and is a predicted model, not a curated record. Lineage: Eukaryota; Fungi; Ascomycota; Saitoellomycetes; Saitoellales; Saitoellaceae.
AUGUCGGACGAUAGACAAGAAUCCGCGACGCCAGUUGAGCAGAGCAACAAUCCCGAAGUGGGUUCCACUCCGGUGGUCCCGGCCUCGAAGCGUCGACUCAGCAAUGAUACAGACAUGCAAGAUGCUCAAUCUACAGAGGCAUUAAAGCGACAACGUACCGCCCCGGAAGAAUCAACAAGUGCGCAACGUGGACCGCCAACCCGCAGACGAACAGCCGGCGCCGACGAAACCCAACGAGGAAAACGAAUGUUCGGCGCCCUCCUCGGACAACUCGGCCGAGCAAAAAAAGAAGUUGCAACUGAGGCUGCAAAAGCCACCACUUCCCGCCGUUCAGAAAUCGAGGCGAAACUCCAUGAAAAGCUCAAGAAAGAAAAAGUGGAGUUCACACGGAGGGAGUCGGAACGGAAUGCUGUUCGAGACGCAAGAAGGGCUGAACAGGCUGAGAGGUUCGCGGAUGAGGUCCUGGAGAGACGGCAUGAGAAUAUGUUGGCUAUGGCGAGAAGUUUGAGGACAAAGACGGAGCCGGUGAUCUACUACAAACCGUGGCAGCUAACUGAGGAUGAUGAGGAGAGGAUUGAGGCGCAAAUUAGGGAGGCAGAGGAAAUUGUUGCUAGGGAACGGGAUGAGAGGAGGGCGGAGAAGGAAAGGAGACAACAGGGUGAUGAGGAGCGGAAGGGGAGUGAGGAGAAGGCUAAGGAAGAGAUGGAGGUUGAUGAGGCGGAUCCGGCUGAUGGAGGUCGAGACACGAAAAAGACUGAGGGAAGCGAUGAGGAGAAAGACGAUUCCGGCUCAAUUGCACCAGCAGUGCCAGAACACGAAAAAUCAGACACUAGCAAGCCGGAAGCAGGAAUGAGCAUGGAUGUUAUGGCCGCAGAGAACAAGGAGACGCCAAAGCCUCAACAGGCGGAGCAGCAGGACCCGGUUGAUGCAAAUGGGAAGACGGCUGAGAAAAGCGGUGCCGCAUUUGAGAGUGCAGAACAAGCAGACCAAUCAAUGGAGAUGGACGCAGAUUCCAAGGUGCCGAGCGGGGAUAGGAACGACAUGGAGGACGUCGUUGAGUACUAAGCACGCCAGCGC